This is a messenger RNA of Acanthochromis polyacanthus (spiny chromis), 1747 nucleotides long. Its product is annotated as ELAV-like protein 1. The record is from RefSeq and is a predicted model, not a curated record. Gene Ontology annotation, cellular component: ribonucleoprotein complex. The coding region runs from base 187 to 1266 and encodes 359 amino acids. NCBI's taxonomy places the organism in Eukaryota, Metazoa, Chordata, Actinopteri, Pomacentridae. The transcript has 8 exons. Gene Ontology annotation, molecular function: RNA binding.
CGAAGAAGACGACUUCCCGCGAGACUUCAUUCCGCGAGAAUUUGUUUCUUUGUGUGGCGCAGCUAACGUGUCCGCUUAGCUUAGCAUCGACGCAGCGUCUGUCAACGGCUCGAAAGAGGACAGAAUUCAGACCGAGUCACCUGAGCGGCCACCUGUGCAGAGGCAGCGAUCCACCUGAACGUCUCCAUGGCCCUAAGACGAGGACAGAUCAGGUACCUGAAGGUGUGUGAGGUUCAGUCGUCUCAGAGUGAUGUCAGAGACGGUCAGCACUCCUCCAAAGGAUCCUCUGGAAAGGAGCUGUACGAUAACGGCUACAGCGAGCAGAUGAUGGAGGACGAGGACGCCCGGACCAACCUGAUCGUGAACUACCUGCCGCAGAGCAUGAGUCAGGACGAGCUGCGGAGUCUGUUCAGCAGCGUGGGAGACGUGGAGUCGGCCAAACUCAUCCGGGACAAAGUGGCAGGCCACAGUUUAGGUUACGGCUUUGUUAACUUUGUUAACCCUAGUGAUGCAGAGAGGGCUAUCAGUACCCUCAAUGGCCUGAGGCUACAGUCUAAAACUAUCAAGGUUUCGUUUGCUCGGCCGAGUUCGGACACCAUCAAAGACGCCAACCUGUACAUCAGCGGCCUGCCGAGGACGCUGAGCCAGCAGGACCUGGAGGACAUGUUCUCCCACUACGGACACAUCAUCAACUCCAGGGUUCUGGUGGACCAGGCCUCCGGUCUGUCUCGGGGCGUGGCCUUCAUCCGCUUCGAUAAGCGUGCCGAGGCCGAGGAUGCCGUCAAACACCUGAACGGACACACGCCCCCCGGCAGCUCCGAGCCAAUCACGGUCAAGUUCGCCGCCAACCCCAACCAGGCCAGGAACUCCCAGAUGAUGUCACAGAUGUACCACGGCCAAUCGCGGCGCUUCGGAGGCCCCGUCCACCAUCAGGCGCAGCGAUUCAGGUUUUCUCCGAUGAGCGUCGACCACAUGGGCGGAGGGGGCGGAGUCUCAGGGAACUCGUCCUCGGGUUGGUGCAUCUUCAUCUACAACCUGGGCCAGGACGCCGAUGAGGCCAUCCUGUGGCAGAUGUUCGGGCCGUUCGGCGCCGUCGUCAACGUGAAGGUGAUCCGAGACUUCAACACAAACAAGUGCAAAGGCUUCGGCUUCGUCACCAUGACGAACUACGAGGAGGCCGCCAUGGCGAUCCACAGCCUGAACGGAUACCGGCUGGGCGACAAGGUGCUGCAGGUUUCCUUCAAGACCAGCAAGGGACACAAGUAGAGGGCUGUGGGCGGAGCCAGCGGGCGGGGGGGGGGGGGGCACUGAACUGUCGUAGUUUAUGUUUGUCAGUUUUCAGUUGGAGUUGAUUUUCUUUUGAGCAUGCUCGGUUUCUUUAUUACGUCGGGUUGCCGGUCCCUGAGGGCGGGCCGACGGGGUUAUUGACAGCUGCUGAAACGGAACCGGUUCUGAUGUUGGGUUUGUGUUUUGUGGAACGUUAAAGUGAAGCGUUUGGUUCUACAGACGGUCGCAGCCGCAGUCCGUUUCAACGGUUUAUUCAUGAAAAUGUGAAAAGCAGCAUGUGAGCUUUCAGUGUUGAUUGACAGCUGUCUGGGCCAAUAAGCAGUCAGGGGGCGGGGCUUCUGCUCUCUUGUAAACAGCAGCAGGUGAACAGGUAACUGUGACCUUUUUCAUUUGGAUUUUAUUUUUGUAUUGCAGCUUCAUUGUGAUGUUUAUUCAGUAAUAAAUCUGUUCAUGGAAACUA